AUAUAGGAAGUGGACAGCGUGAGACUGCAGUUUGACGUUCGCCGGAGCUACGCACGAAAUCAAGCCCAGUACCUCAUUGCCAGUGUUAAAUCUCAGACCCAAAAUGGUGGACUCCCAGUACUACCUCCCAAAUGACAUCGGCAUCUCUGCACUCGACUGUGGUGAGGCAUUUCGUUUGCUUUCACCUCAGGAGAAGCUGUACGCCCAUUACCUGUCACGCGCCGCUUGGUAUGGCGGUCUGGCCGUGCUGCUGCAGACGUCCCCCGAGUCCGCAAACAUCUUUGUGAUGCUGCAGAGGAUCUUCAGGAAGCAGACGCCUGCACAGCUGGAGCAGGCCGCCACAGCAGCUGGACUGAGCUCUGCGGAGUACCAGGCCUUCUUGGUGUAUGCAGCUGGUCUUUAUGCAAACAUGGGAAACUACAAGUCUUUUGGAGACACAAAGUUUAUCCCAAACCUACCUAAGGAAAAGCUGCAAGCUCUGGUGAAGGCCAGCCAGGCGUUUCAGGAUCAGCCUGCUGAGAUGGAGGCUCUGUGGAACAGCUGCUCAGGUCCGCUCUACUCGUUGGAGGACAAACAGAAACAGCUCGGACUCGGUGACAAGGGAAUUACCACCUAUUUCUCUGGAAACUGCUGUCUGGAGGAUGCUGAGCUGGCUCAGAAGUUCCUUGACUCCAAAAAACUGUCUGCUUAUAACACCCGCCUGUUUAAGAGGGACAAUGGAGGGAAAGCCUGCUACGAAGUGCGCUUGGCUUCGGCUGUGCAGAAAGAUUGUGCCGUGGACGGGGAAUGCGAGUCCUGCUGUGGCAGCUUCCGCUUCGAAGACAAAGAGUUCACCGUGAAGAGGGGAGACUACGGCCCUGUCAUGGAGAAAGUCAGCUACUAUCUCCAGGAAGCACAGGCCUACGCUGCCAAUGAGAACCAGAGGAAGAUGCUGGAGGAGUACAGACGUAGCUUCACCCUGGGCUCCAUCGACGCCCAUAAAGAAGGCUCACGGUACUGGAUCAAGGACAAGGGGCCAAUCGUGGAGAGCUAUAUAGGAUUCAUCGAGAGCUACAGAGACCCAUUUGGUUCCAGAGGAGAGUUUGAAGGUUUCGUUGCGGUUGUGAACAAGGCGAUGAGCGAGCGCUUCGCGAAGCUGGUGAGUUCGGCAGAAGUGCUGCUCCCCGAGCUGCCGUGGCCCCGGGAGUUUGAGAAAGACACAUUCCUGAAGCCCGACUUCACCUCGCUGGACGUCCUCACCUUCGCCGGCAGCGGAAUCCCUGCUGGCAUCAACAUCCCCAACUAUGAUGAUAUCAGACAGUCAGAAGGGUUCAAAAAUGUCUCACUGGGUAACGUUCUCGCCGUGGCCUACGCUACCCAAAAAGAAAAACUCACUUUCCUGAAAGAGGAAGACAAGGAUCUGUUCAUCAAGUGGAAGGGCCCGUCGUUCGAGGUGCAGGUCGGACUUCAUGAGCUGCUCGGCCAUGGAAGCGGCAAACUGUUUGUGCAGGAUGAUUCGGGCAAGUUCAACUUUGACCAGACAAAAGUGAUCAACCCAGAGACCAAAGAGCCUGUGUCCAGUUGGUAUCGGGGCAGUGAGACUUGGGACAGUAAAUUCUCCACGAUCGCCUCAUCCUACGAAGAAUGUCGAGCCGAAUGUGUCGGACUUUACCUGUGUCUCAAGAAGGAAGUGCUCAGUAUUUUUGGCCACGAGGGUCAGGAGGCGGAGGAAGUGGUGUACAUUAACUGGCUCAGCAUGGUCAGAGCCGGACUGCUGGGCCUGGAGUUUUACACACCGGAGAGCAAGAGCUGGAGACAGGCUCACAUGCAGGCUCGAUUCGUCAUCCUGCGGGUUCUGCUGGAGGCCGGAGAGGGGCUCGUGGGCCUGGAGGAGGUGACCGGACAGGAUGGCAAGCCGGACGCACGAAUCACACUGGACCGCAGCAAGAUCCACACCGUGGGAAAGAACGCCAUCCAGAGGUUCCUCUGUAAACUGCAGGUUUUUAAGUCCACAGCGGAUGUGGAAGGAGGCCGAGCGCUCUACGAGGGUUACUCCACCGUCAGCGACAGCGGCGCUCACAACUUCCUGCGCCUGCGCGAGACGGUGCUUCUGAGGAAGGAGGCCCGCAAGAUGUUUGUUCAGGCCAACACCAGAGUCAACGGCGACUCCGUGGAGCUGGUGGAAUACGAGGGCAGCGCGGCCGGUUUGAUCCGCUCCUUCACCGAGCGUUUCCCGGACGACGCGGAGCAGCUGGAGGCCGACCUCUUGGAGCUGAACAAAAGAGACGCUCCCUGCUGGUGUUGAUGAACGAUCCUUCAAGCAUCAAAACAACGCAAUCACUUUUUUUUUUCCCCCCCCUUGUCUUUGGGACUUUGUAAGGGAACAGAUUACAAAUUAACGCUUUGAGACAGCUCCUCUGAUGUGAUUCAAGUGAAGUUUUAUACUUUAAAUCAAGCCAUAUUUGUCCUCUCAUAGUCUUUCAUGGAUGGCUGCUGAGUUCCAGGUCUCGUCUAUGAUUAUUGGAUCAAACGAAAUUACAAAUAAACAGGUUUUUUUUUUAUACCACAGU
Messenger RNA from Salarias fasciatus (jewelled blenny), 2549 nucleotides. RefSeq names its product dipeptidyl-peptidase 3 (gene dpp3). Gene Ontology annotation, biological process: proteolysis. Gene Ontology annotation, molecular function: dipeptidyl-peptidase activity; metalloexopeptidase activity. The record is from RefSeq and is a predicted model, not a curated record. Lineage: Eukaryota; Metazoa; Chordata; Actinopteri; Blenniiformes; Blenniidae. Gene Ontology annotation, cellular component: cytoplasm. The transcript has 19 exons. Bases 104 to 2284 code for a protein of 726 amino acids.